Messenger RNA from Porites lobata, 1772 nucleotides. The record is from the annotation of a GenBank genome assembly. NCBI's taxonomy places the organism in Eukaryota, Metazoa, Cnidaria, Anthozoa, Scleractinia, Poritidae.
ACCUUGUUACCUUGUUACUCUGUUACCUUGCUACUCUGUUACCUUGUUACCUUGUUACUCUGUUACCUUGUUACCUUGUUACUCUGUUACCUUGUCACCUUGUUACUGUUACCUUGUUACCUUGUUACUCUAUUACCUUGUUACUCUGUUACCUUGUUACUCUGUUACCUUGUUACUCUGUUACCUUGUUACUCUGUUACCUCGUUUUACCUUAUUACUCUGUUACCUUGUUACUCUGUUACCUUGUUACUCUGUUGCCUUGUUACCUUGUUACUCUGUUACCUUGUUACCUGGUUACUCUGUUCCCUUGAUACUCUGUUACCUUGUUACCUUAUUACCUUGUUACUCUGUUACCUUGUUACCUUGUUACUCUGUUACUCUGUUACCUGGUUUCCCUGUUACCUUGUGACCUUGUUACUCUGUUACCUUGUUUCCUUGUUACCCUGUUACCUUGUUACCCUGUUACCUUGUUACUCUGUUACCUUGUUACCCUGUUACCUUGUUUCCCUGUUACCUUGUUACCUAGUUACUCUGUUACCUAGUUACUCUGUUACCUUGUUACUCUGUUACUUUGUUACCUUGUUACCCUGUUACUCUGUCACCUUGUUACUCUGUUACUUUGUUACCUUGUUACCUUGUUACCCUGUUACCUUGUUACCCUGUUACCUUGUUACUCUGUUACCUUGUUACCCUGUUACCUUGUUUCCCUGUUACCUUGUUACCUUGUUACUCUGUUACCUUGUUACUCUGUUAUCUUGUUACUCCGUUACCUUGUUACUUUGUUACCUUGUUACUCUGUUACCUUGUUACUCUGUUACCUUGUUACUCUGUUCCCUUGUUACUCUGUUACUUUGUUACCUUGUUACCCUGUUACUCUGUUACCUUGUUAGUCUGUUACCUUGUUAACUUGUUACUCUGUUACCUUGUUACUCUGUUACCUUGUUACCCUGUUACCUUGUUACUCUGUUACCUUAUUACUCUGUUACUCUGUUACCUUAUUACUCUGUUACCUUGUUACCUUUUUACUCUGUUACCUUGUUACCUUUUUACUCUGUUACCUUGUUACUCUGUUACCUUGUUACUUUGUUAUUCUGUUACCUGGUUACCUUGUUGCACUGUUACCUUGUUACUCUGUUACCCUGUUACUUUGUUACCUUGUUAGGUUGUUACUCUGUUACAAUUUUACCCUGUUACCUUCUUACUCUGUUACCUUGUUACCUUCUUACUCUGUUACCUUGUUACCGUGUUACUCUGUUACCUUGUUACCUCGCUACUUUGUUAGUCUGGUACCUUGUUACUCUGUUCCCUUGUUACCUUGUUACUCUGUUACCUUGUUAUUUUGUUACUCUGUUACCCUGUUACCUUGUUACUCUGUCAUCUUGUUAUUUUGUUACUCUGUUACCUUGUUACUGUGUUACCUUGUUACUCUGUUACCCUGUUACCUUGUUAUCUUGUUACUCUGUUACCUUGUUACCUUGUUACUCUGUUACCUUGUUACUUUGUUUCUCUGUUACCUUGUUACCUUUUUAACUUUAUUACUCUGUUACCUUGUUACCCUGUUACCUUGUUACUCUGUUACCUUAUUACCUUGCUACUCUGUUACCUUGUUACCGUGUUACUCUGUUACCUUGUUCCCUUGUUACUUUGUUAUUCUGUUAGUCUGUUACCUUGUUACUCUGUUUCCUUGUUACCUUCGUUUUACCUCGUUAGUCUGUUACCUUGUUGCUUCGUUAGCUUGUUACUCUGUUACCUAUUACCUGAAGAUAUCUAGG